UUGCUCAAUAGUCAAAAUUUUAGUUUUGUCAGCUUGGUCAUAUUUUUAUGGUUUAUGAUAUUAAUUUUUACGAAUCUCUCAAACGCAGAAUCGCUCUUCCAUUUAGACGGUAUUCCUUUGUCGGCCAUGGCUCCCGGGUCCUUGCCUCAAAGUGCCCCCGCGGCCUCCGCGCCGCGAUCCAUUGCAGCGGGGGAUAUUGUGGCGCAGAGCGAAGCCUGGGUUUGGUCUUUCCACUGGGACAAGCACCAGAUGCUCUGCGCGCACUGCUUCAAAUUUGCCGAUCAUUUGUUGGUGUGCUCCCAGUGCCGAUUGUACAGUUACUGCGAUGCUAAGUGCCAGAAAGCAAAUUGGAAGAAAGAACACAAGAUGGAGUGCGAUGUGCUUAAGCGGCUCAAAGAAAAGUUCAGUGGUGCACGACUUGAUGAUCUGAAAAAAGUUUCUCCCGCUAACGGGCAUGAUCUGGGUUUCUGGACGAACGAAACGAUUCUGUUGAAAAUACUGAAUAAAAUUCAGCGGAAUAUCGACGAUAUUUUGCCCGGUGAGGGAAUAAAGAAAACCGCCGUGCAGAUUUUAGAAGGUCUUCCUUAUAGCGCUGAAUACGGCAAAAUGACGAAACCGAAUCCAGGAUUGUUUCGAGGCCUGCAUGCUUUCAUGGCAGAAUGCCUGGGAGUGCCGGUGGAGAGUAUGGUCCUGUCUGUCAGGGAAAUGUUGGAUCUGUACUGGAAAAUCGGCUACAAUGCUGCCAUUAUGAACAAUUUUGAAGCGGCCUAUCCCUUGCCGUUUGGCGCGGGCAUCUUCCCCACCGUCAACUACCGUCAACUGACGCCGGUCUGCUCGGACAGUAAUGUGACGGUGACCUUCCACGGGCGAAGCAUCAAGAUAAUGGCCAUCGACGACAUUCACGAGUACAGAGGAUUACAGGAUUGCCGCUGGUAUGGACACAUUCGUCGGCCACUGGGACGUACUGCAAAGCAGCGACAAGAUCAGUUCCGCAAGCACUUCCACAAAUUGUGCGAAUGCCGGAAGUGCAGCAGUGAAUAUGAUGCGGAAAUCAAUCCACUGAAGUGUUCGACCUCUGGCUGCACGGAGCGUAUUCCCAGUGACGAGCGCGCUCUGAAUCCCUGUUCCCAGUGCGGUGCGAUCAAUGGCCCGCAGCUGCAGGCAUUUCGCCGUCUGUCGCAAAAGCAGGAAAGAAUGCUAUCCGAUAAAUUAGCGAAAAAUGACGACAAUUUCAGAGAAGCGUUACCGUUACGAAUUCACCUGUUGAAGGAAUUGGAUGACUCGGGUUUGGUACAUCCAGAAGCGCAUCUUCGUUACGUGUACGGAUGGGAUGCCGCUGAUCAAUACAAUCAGCAGAAAAAAUUCCCGGAGGCCUGGGAUUUGUAUGCUGCAUUGGUCCCAUGCGUCCGAACCGUGUUUCCCGAAUACCACCUUCAACGUGCUCAACAUCUGCAGAAUGCCGGCAUACACUGUCAUGAGUGGUUUACAAUCGAAUCCAUGCUCGUUCCACCGAACGAUCGAGCGCGCUUCUUGUUCAGUUUCACGGGCAUUCUCCCCACCGCACUGGACUUCCUGCAGGAAUCAUCGCGUAUCUAUUUUAAAGUAUAUGGACCUGACAGCAAGAUGGCUCAGACAGUGCGGGAACAACUGACCAACAUCGAAGAUGAUAUCCGACUGCUUAAAAGCGAAAUGGCAGUGCGGGAGGAAGAUCCCGAACGAUUUGCUGCGGUAUCGGAGACAGUUUACGGAAAUUUCACUGUCCCGGAACUACCACCCCAUCUCGCUAACCGCCCGCAGUAUGAGGAGCGGUCCUUGACCGCGGCCGACAGCGACAUCGUGGUGGGUAUCUUUCAGCGAUUGUUGCCCAACUCUCCAGUGGACUGGCAGGAGAUGGCGGGUUUCGUGUGGGGAGAGGAUGGCGUAACGACGGCACGAUACUAUGGCAGUGCGGACGGUUACUACGAGCACCGUGCCAAAGUGCAGGAUCGAGGGAAAUACUGGAAUGAGGAGCGUGAUGAUUGGGAAGCGAAGCCGUUCUCGUUGGCUACCAUGAUUAAUUUAACCGAGCACAAGGAGAAAGCCUGCGUUCAGAGCUUAAUGACCAUGUUGGAAGAGAAAUACGGAUGGGGAUCGGAAGUGAUGGAGAGUCGAGCCAAGUUUGCGGAUUUGUUCGAGGGAAAAUUGGGGACGGUUGGCUGGAUGAUCUGCGAAUUGAUCAAUUCACCGCCACAUUUGUCGUCGGCACUGUAUGAAGAUGUAAAGGACAAUAUUGAUGAAGCCGUUGCGAAAUCGAAACCAUUCGCUGUUGAUCGGCAUUUGAUGAUUGCCAAAGCCCAUUUACCAGCCGGACGCUCGAUGCGUGAUGCGGUUUUUGCCAAUAAGCUGGAAGAAUUGUGGUAUAAGAAUGCUCAAGCCAGUUAUUUUUUUCCUGUGGGCAGCCCCCGGAGCUACAUUGACCAGGAGAUGCGCGGGAAGAAACUGGUGCCUGUUCGCGUGGUCAUGCUGCUGGAUGCGAAGAGGCUGUACAAGAUGAUCCAGGAUUUGGUAUUUGGGGAAGGCUCGUAGCAUCUGAUUUUGGUUGUUGUCAAAAAUAUUCUUGCUUGCGAAUGCGCAGAAAUGUUGCUCAUAUUAUUGUUUAAAAUGCCCUACAUAUGUGCUUAUCUUGCCGUUUAUGAUGGAUCUUCCCUGCAAAGCAUGCCUUUAGUACUGGACUAAUUUUUGGUCUUUCCUUUAAUUCUGAUGUUCUGUCAGUUAUUAUAUUUACACGUACAUUAAACUGCGUCGUACGGUUACUUCCUUGUCGUUGGUAUAUCUACACUCUUGGUUUUCGGCGGUUACCUCUUUGUUACUGUUCUCACAAUUCUUACGCAACACACUUACAUCGAUAAUAUUAAGUAUUAUAUUAGUCCAGUACUAAAGGCAGUGGGCGUGGAGACAGUAGGACCACUCGGACCGGAAGCCUCUCGGCUGAUCAGCGAGCUGGGCAAGAUGAUAUGGCAGGAAACAGGCGAGAUACGUGCAACUGAGUAUCUGCGCCAGAGGUUCAGCAUCGAAAUCCAGCGUGGAAACGCCGCAUCCGUCCUGGGAACGGCACCAGCCUCGGCUGAUUUAGAUCAAAUGUUCUCAGUGAUUCGGGCGCCUGUUUCUGCUGUCUGUUGAUGCUGUGUGAUGCUCCUGUUUUUCAUUUGUUUAAUUGA
Messenger RNA from Paramacrobiotus metropolitanus, 3197 nucleotides. RefSeq lists its product as uncharacterized. The transcript has 10 exons. Gene Ontology annotation, molecular function: protein binding. Gene Ontology annotation, cellular component: nucleus. The record is from RefSeq and is a predicted model, not a curated record. Bases 55 to 2565 code for a protein of 836 amino acids. Lineage: Eukaryota; Metazoa; Tardigrada; Eutardigrada; Parachela; Macrobiotidae.